Molecule: messenger RNA, 888 nt
Organism: Capronia epimyces CBS 606.96
Lineage: Eukaryota; Fungi; Ascomycota; Eurotiomycetes; Chaetothyriales; Herpotrichiellaceae
Exons: 2
Coding region: 1-888 (295 amino acids)
Source: RefSeq, a predicted model, not a curated record
AUGGAGACCCUCCUCUCGCACUCCUUUGACUACCUUUCCUCAGCCUCGCCUCAAAAGAUCCGCAAAGGACUACGACAAGUCGAGGGACUGCUUGCGCAACUAUGCCUCUUGAAAGCGUCACCCGUUGACAGACGACAAUCGAUGAUGCUUCUCGGAUCAUCUCCACCGCAGUUGGGCAAACGAUUGUGUGAAUUGCCUGAGGAUCCAGCUUUCCGGGAGUUUUUCAAGUUGCAACAGAGUUUCCAGUGGAAUAUUGCCAUGAGACUGGUUGCUUGUCUGGAGAGGCUCUUGGGCAAGGAAAGCAAUGGUACAAACGAUCUGCUGGUCACCCAAACAUUGGAUCUCAUCCAGGGCAUCCUCUUGCUCCACCCUCCAUCUCGAGCGCUUUUCGGCCAGGAGAUCUACAUGAACCUGUUCCUUGACCUCCUAGACCCGUCGAACUGCCCCGCCAUCCAGUCUUCUACCAUCAUGGCUCUUGUCACUUCCCUGCUCGAUCAACCACAAAAUACGCGAACCUUUGAAACCAUCGACGGCCUUUUGGUCGUAACCUCCCUUUUCAAAUCCCGCAGCACGUCGCGCGAAGUUAAACUGAAACUCGUCGAAUUUUUAUAUUUCUACCUGAUGCCAGAGACGUCUGCCUCCAAGAUUUCCACAUCAACAUCUGCCAGCAAUACCGCCAUCCUGGGUGGGCGGGGGAAAGAACUGAUCGCUGCAUUUGACAGGCGGCGAGAGACGGUCAACGGCGCUGACGGAGCCAGCACUGCGAGUGGAGAUACAAGGACAACUGAAGAAAAGCAAAAACUACUUGGGAAAUACCUGACCAAUGUGCAGGAUCUGGUGGAGGACUUGAGGGAAGGCGGCGGCGUCUUUGGUUCGGGCGGCAUGUAA